UUGUCAGAGAUUAGAGCUCAGAGAGCCCAUAGACCAAUCUUUCCACAUCGAACUCAGUUGGCUCUGGGGACGGCGAGGAGGAGAACGCAGUGAGAAAGACACUUAUCUUCGACGUCUAGGCGAGAAAGAGACAGACAGGAGGGAGGAGAGGAAGCGAGAGGGAGAGUGUGUACACGUGUGUCGGUGGCGAGGACAAAGCUGCCAUGGAGACACAGAUCUUCCUGCUGCUGUUACUGAGUCCUGCUGCGUUGGGCCUCAUGGUGGCGCGGUGCCCCGAGGGGUGGGUGUCUCGCGGGGGCACGGACCAGUGUUACCGCGUGCACAGCUACGGCCGCGACAGGACCUUCGAGGACGCCCGCAUCUACUGCCAGGCGCGCGGCGGCGACCUGGCCUACAUCGACUCUGCUGGGCUGAGGGACUGGCUCGGGCAGCUCGUGGCCGCUACGGAUACCGAGGGACAGGCCGCCUACAUGUGGGUGGGCGCUAAGAACGUUGGCGGCGAGUGGAAGUGGGUGGAGACCGACAAACCAGUGGAAAAUGCGAUACUGCCGUGGGACGAGGCAGGGUCAGGGGAGUGUGCCGCCUUUACUUCCGACUCCAAGCUAAUCAUGCAGGAGUGCAGCCAAAUGCUCAAGUUCAUCUGCCACAGAAAUAUCCAAAUUCCAAUGGCUUGUGACUACACCACCGGCUGGGAGGAUGCGUCUGACCGCUGCUACAAGAAAUCGACGCAGAGCAACUCGUGGCAUGACGCCGAGAUAGAAUGCGUCAUCGAAGGAGGCCACUUGGUGAGCGUAGAAAGUGACGCCGAGCAGAUGCUGGCGCACGACCUGGCCCUGGAGGAGCGAGACAAGGUCUGGAUUGGGUACACGGAGGAGAAUCACCCCGGUGAGUUUACCUGGGUGGACGGCUCCGGCAGCAACAAAACCUACUGGCAGGAGGGCCAGCCCGACCUAUCGCUGAACGGCUUCGGCGCAGCAGUGGUGAACAACGACGACCCGAGUGGCUUGUGGAUGGUGGAGAAGAUCACUAAUGAGUUCCACUCCCUGUGUGAGAAGCCCGUGGGGUCGUGUCUGCCGGGGUGGGAGGAGUUCGAGGGGUCGUGUUACUAUUUCAACACGGAGGCCACAGACGCGGUGGGCUGGGAUGUCGCCAAGGACAUCUGUGAGUCUGUGAAAGCAAAGAUGGUUGUGCUGGACACUGACGCCGAGGACACCUUUUUCCGGACACACAUGCCGGAGGAAAACACGCUGUGGAUCGGCCUCUAUAGUAUCCCUGGCGAUGGGCUCUUCUGGACGGACGGCACAACGAUGAGCAGCAAGAACUACACACACAUGACGAGCGAGAACGAGGCCAACGCCAUCAGUAACUGA
This is a messenger RNA of Eriocheir sinensis (Chinese mitten crab), 1370 nucleotides long. RefSeq names its product C-type mannose receptor 2-like. The record is from RefSeq and is a predicted model, not a curated record. The transcript has 10 exons. Lineage: Eukaryota; Metazoa; Arthropoda; Malacostraca; Decapoda; Varunidae. Bases 204 to 1370 code for a protein of 388 amino acids.